Molecule: messenger RNA, 5462 nt
Organism: Lindgomyces ingoldianus
Lineage: Eukaryota; Fungi; Ascomycota; Dothideomycetes; Pleosporales; Lindgomycetaceae
Exons: 8
Coding region: 328-5118 (1596 amino acids)
Biological process (GO): negative regulation of transcription by RNA polymerase II
Cellular component (GO): Sin3-type complex; chromatin
Molecular function (GO): transcription corepressor activity
Source: RefSeq, a predicted model, not a curated record
ACUACGCGCACGAAACGAAGAGUGCAACGGCCGCAUCCCUCGCGACGUUGCAUACACACUUGCGUAAAUUCCUCCUUCCCUGUUGCUCUUCCGCAACGCCACUGACGGUGCCAGCUCCACAGCUGGCCCUGUCCCUCCUAAUCCGACAAGAGCGGCAGCUGCUGUUAACCCCAGGAUCCACAUCGUCCACCUCACACCCUCCCAUCGCUCCCAGCACAGCUCUACAUGAGCUAGCUCGAGCUCCGGGACCACUCUACACAUCAUAACGCGUUUACCUUUCGGUUGUCGCAGCUAUCCUUACGGCCGACGAAUCGCUUUAAAGCCGAGAUGAAUCCAGCGCAUCGCGACGGGUGGCCGCCGCAGGCAUCGGUUUCUGGAUCGGGCCAGCAACAAACGGAAUCAGGCCAGGGACAAGCGCCGCGACCUCUCGGCGCGUUCGGGUCGAGCAAUGUUGCCCAGCAACAAGUUUCACAUGCAUCGCCAGCGCAAGGCACAGGCCCUGUUCUCCCACCACCAUCUGGAGCACCAUUCUACUCUUCAAAUUCAGGCCCGUCUGCCCAUAAUCAAAAUCUCCCAGCUCUCGCUGGUCUCACGGGACCCCCUCCCCACUCGUCCCCGCAUCAAUCCACGCAAAGACCACCUUCUUCAGAGUCAGGACCCAACGCACCAAGUCUUCAAGGAAAUCCACAAGGACCUCCGUACUCCCUACCGGGCAUCUCGCAGACGCUACAACAGCAACCACCAAUGCAAGCCUCUAAUCAAAUAAACCUUGAUAGAGAGCGAGAGCUUCGUGAACGGGAAACAAGAGAAAGAGAGAUGUUGGAAUCGCAUGCUGCACAACAAGAGGAGAUGGUGAAGAGGGAAGCAGAACAGCGAGAUAGGGAGUUGCGUGAACGGCAACAGCACGAACAGGCAGCUCACGAGAACCAUUCAGGCCCCAUCCAGAUUCACCAGCCUGUAGCAGUAGUCCCUUCUACGAGGACGAUUCAUGGCCCUAAUGGUCUUCUUGGACAAGCCGGGCCGAUGGGUGGUCCAAACAUCAACGCGGGACCGGCGAGCGGGCCAAAUGCGCCAGCCGGCAUGUUCGGUAAUCCCCCAGUCCCGCAAGGCGAUACCACGCCUAGGAUGCAACAUGCUGUUCAGCAACCACCGCAACCAUCGAUGCUAAUGCCUUUUGGCGGACCUCAAGGCCCUAUGGGAAUGGGUCAAGGGCAACAGCCAAUUCUUAAUGAUGCGCUAAGCUAUCUGGACCAGGUUAAAGUUCAGUUCGCUGAUCACCCCGAUGUGUACAAUCGAUUCUUAGACAUCAUGAAAGAUUUCAAGAGCAGCGCAAUUGAUACUCCCGGUGUCAUCGAGAGAGUCUCAAUGCUCUUCACCGGAAACCCGAAUUUGAUCCAGGGCUUCAAUACAUUCUUACCUCCCGGAUACAAGAUCGAAUGCGGUACGGGCGGAGAUCCAAAUGCUAUUCGAGUUACAACACCCAUGGGCUCAAGUAUCUCCACCAUGCCCGUUCCAAGGCCAUUCUCACCUCCUCGAAGUACGGCAGUCAAUGGGAAUGCUGCGCCUUUGAACGAAAGUCCUUACUAUGAGCCAGCUCAAAAUCGGCACUGGCAACAGCAAACGAGGAAUCAGCCUCCCGAAGCCCAGGAAGCAAUGUUCUCCCCUAAUAGUCGUGGCCUUGGUCAGCCACUGUUUGGACCGCCAGCCCAGGUCCCUGUCUCUCCGGAGCUCUCAAAUCGCCCACAUCCGGAUUCGGCUUCUUCUGCCGCUGUCCUAGCUCAUCAGCAAGAACAGAGGGGUGUCUCGCAGCUUCAAAAUGCAGUGUCUGCAGCUACUGGGCGGUCUGUACUCUCUCCUAGUGGUGAUAAUUCGACGCCUCUUCCAGGUCAGGCUAUAAAUGGAGCAAGCCAGGUCGCUCAAGUAGGUGGUAUGGGCGCUGAGAAACGCGGACCGGUUGAAUUCAAUCAUGCCAUUAGUUAUGUGAACAAGAUCAAGAAUCGGUUUUCAUCUCAGCCUGAUAUUUAUAAGCAGUUCUUGGAGAUCUUGCAGACAUAUCAGCGAGAGUCCAAACCUAUCCAGGAUGUCUAUGCUCAGGUCACCAGCUUGUUUAACUCUGCUCCUGAUCUCUUGGAGGACUUCAAGCAAUUUCUCCCUGAGUCAGCUGCCCAGCAUAGAGCUCAGCAACAAGCUGCAAGGCAUUCUACAGAGGAUGCUGUGAUGUUGAACAGCGUGCGUGAGCCGGCAUACAAUCAAGCACCGAACCACCAGCAGACUCCACGGGCAGACGCCUCCCGACUACCCCCAAUGGGCAACUUUGCGCCUACUCCGACCGCAAAUCGUGACAACAAGCGAAAGCGUGGUGAAAGGCAAAGUGCCGUUGCUGCAACAGCUGCCAUGCCAACACCUAUGACGCAAGACGUUUCCAACUCCAGUAUGAGAAGUACUUACGGCCAGGGCAAUAUUAAUAAGCGCGCAAAAACUGGCCAUGCUUCUAGGCAGCCCUUAGUGCCGGAAGGUCCCCCAGUGUCACCAACUCUUACCCCAGCCUUACCAGGACCUCUUCCACCAACGACUACGACCACGCCAAACCAAGACGAGCUUGCUUUCUUCGACCGCGUCAAGAAGUACAUUGGAAACAAGAGCACCAUGAAUGAGUUUCUCAAGCUGUGCAAUUUAUUCUCGCAAGAUCUGAUCGAUAGACAGUUGUUAGUCUAUCGUGCGCAGUCGUAUAUUGGAGGCAAUCUAGAAUUGUACACUUGGUUCAAGAAGUUCCUGGGUGAUGGCGAGGAACAAUCCUGUCACAUUCGGCCCAAGACUGUGAAUUCACGUGUUUCACUGUCCAACUGUCGGAGCCUUGGCCCGAGCUACCGUUUGCUACCAAAGCGCGAACGAGAGCGUCAAUGUAGUGGACGCGACGAACUCUGUCGCUCUGUCUUGAAUGAUGAGUGGGCCUCUCACCCAACGUGGGCUUCAGAGGACUCCGGCUUCGUCGCGCAUCGCAAGAAUCAAUAUGAAGAAGGGCUUCAUCGUAUUGAAGAGGAACGACACGACUAUGACUUUAACAUUGAGGCAUGCACUCGUACCAUUCAACAGCUUGAGCCCAUCGCGGGCCAGCUUCUCACGAUGAAAAGCGAGGACAGAGUCAAUUUCCAGCUUCCACCAGCCCUCGGCGGACAGAGCGAAACCAUCUACAAGCGUGUCAUCAUGAAGAUCUACGGUCGCGAGAAGGGCCGAGACGUCAUCACUGAGCUUUUCCAGAUGCCAUGGAAUGUCAUUCCUGUCUUGCUCAAUCGCCUGAAGUCAAGGCUUGAAGAAUGGAAAGCCGCUCAGCGUGAGUGGGAGAAAGUUUGGCGCGAGCAAACCCAGAAGAUAUUCUGGAAGUCACUCGACCACCAGAGCUUGCUCACCAAGCAGGCGGACAAAAGACAAUUCCAGCAGAGAUCCCUUCAGAACGAGAUUCAGGUUCGCUACGAGGAGAUGAAGCGCAAGUCCGAAAUCAACGAGGAACCCCAACCUGAGUGGCUGUUCGAGUUCUCCUUCAAGGAUGAAGACGUCCUGUAUGACGCUACCCGACUUGUCAUCGCAAGCGCGGAGAACACUAAUAACAUUGAUCUGAUCCGGGUCCUCGCGUUCAUCAAAGAAUUUGUCCCGCUCUUCUUCGGCAUCGACGCUACCAAAUUCGAGCAGAAGAUGCAAAGCUUUGGCCAUGAGUCUUCCGCUAAUGAGUCCGCUGAAGACACUCCUAGUCCAGAUGGAGACCACUCUCACAAGUCGCAGAAGCUCAAGAAGGGCGAUCUUCGUCGUGGCGUUCUUGAUCCUCGCGGCAAGUCACGAAAGGACAAGGAAGACAGUGUUGCAUCUGGAAGCCGAGACAGCACCCCAGAUGUUACUUCUGCAGUUGAGGACGAACCAAUGACAGACAAUUCCAGGCUGGUUUUGAAGGGCGAACGGGCCUCUUCGCAAUGGGUUGAGUAUGCUGACCAACCAACGCUUUAUGAAGACUGCGAAUUCGAGCCAGAGGAGCCGUAUCGACGCAGCGUCUACAACAUGUAUGCCAACGCGCCUCUUUACUGCAUGUUCCGCUCAUUCGUAGUCCUCUACGAGAGAUUGUUAAAGCUCAAGGAAUAUGAAAGCCACGUGCGCGAAACUGUAGCACGGGCCAAAGAGCACAAACCUGCGCAUGAACUUAAGAUGAUCGACAAGGUUCCCUCCGAUUUCUUCAAGGACACCUCUGAAUCCGCCAACUACUACCAGCAAGUUCUCGAGAUGUUCCAAGAUCAAUUGAUGGGAGAGGUGGACUUGGGUCACAUCGAAGAAACCCUCCGACGAUACUACUUGCAAGUGGGAUGGCAAUUAUACACGUUUGACAGGCUUCUCUCUGCGGUUGUGCGAUUUGUUGUUUUGAUCACCACCAACGACAACAAAGAGAAGACCAACGAAAUCUACAAUCUCUUCAAAAAGGACCGAGUGAAUGAGAGCACCACUCACAAGGCAGAGAUUACUUACCGGCAAGCAGUGGAGAGACACGCAAAGGAUGCCGAUACCUACAAGAUCGCCUACGAUCCUUUCAAGGGGCAAGCCUACGUCCGCCUGUUCAAGAAGGAUGAUCCUACGUUUGAUUUUCGCACCCAAGACCGCGUCAAACGUUGGCGAGGCUACGUCGCCGCCUACAUGGCCGUUGAACCCACCGAAGAAGUCGACGUUAGCCGCGUCAGACUACCAUAUCUUAGGAACCGACACCUAACCAGGAACGAAGAAGCUGAGGAUGAACGCUUCAGCACCCUUGCCAUACUGGAGGACAAGGUCAAAGUCUCGAUCAGCCCAGCGGCAUAUACUAUGAAGUUCGAGACAGGUGAUGACGCCAAAGGGGGCCAGUAUUUCGUUCAAAAGGAUGCCGUUCGAUCUGGUGUUAGCGAAGAUGUACCCAAACCGAUCGAUGAAUACAAUCGCUUUAGGUUGUCGAGAGGCGAUCUCGCGAAGGAGAAGCUGGUCAACAACAAUAUCGGAUGGAAGGACAUGAAGAUUGAUGAUGUCGACGCCAAGAAAAAGGAGUGGAGGUUAAUCCAUACCCGGGAGUAUCCCAAGAAUGAGGAUGAGGAUGAAGAUAUGGAAAUUUGAUGCACAACGGAUAUAGAACCUACGGUGGAUAUCACGCCAACACAUAUCUUCAGCAUCCCUAGUUGACUUUCAUCCCCCUACAGUUUCUUUGGAACGGCGUUUUGGUGAGUAGAAUCAUGGUCACAUAGCAGCUGCUAGGUUGGAUGUCACAUAGGGCUUAUUGGUUCUGGAUGUCUAUCUACGGUCUGCAUUUCGCUUUUUCUUCUAUAAUGCAUCGGCAGAGCAAGGAAUGGAAAUUUGACUUGCAUUUUCUUUGAUGGAGUUUUAGGAGAUUGGGUGGAGCAGAGGUGGUUAGGUCGGUUGUAAUACAGAUACACCACUCUUCACUUUGUCCUGUAACCCAG